Molecule: messenger RNA, 2591 nt
Organism: Lepus europaeus (European hare)
Lineage: Eukaryota; Metazoa; Chordata; Mammalia; Lagomorpha; Leporidae
Gene: AGFG2
Product: ArfGAP with FG repeats 2
Exons: 13
Coding region: 139-1596 (485 amino acids)
Molecular function (GO): GTPase activator activity
Source: RefSeq, a predicted model, not a curated record
UCUCGCGCGGACGCCGCCGGCUCGCGGCUUCUGUCAGGAGAGCCGGGCGUGCGAAGGCGGCGGAGGAGGCGGGAAGGCGGCAGUAGUUGAAGGGGCGAUUGCUGACUUGCGGAGAGGAGGGCCGAGAAGUGGGCAGCGAUGGUGAUGGCGGCGAAGAAGGGCCCGGGUCCGGGUGGCGGGGUCGGCGCGGGGAAAGCGGAGGCGGAGGCUGCCUCGGAGGUGUGGUGCCGCCGAGUGCGGGAGCUGGGCGGCUGCAGCCAGGCCGGGAACCGCCACUGCUUCGAGUGCGCCCAGCGCGGGGUCACCUACGUGGACAUCACCGUGGGCAGUUUCGUCUGCACCACCUGCUCCGGCCUCCUGAGAGGCCUGAACCCCCCUCAUCGUGUCAAGUCCAUCUCCAUGACCACUUUCACUGAGCCUGAAGUCCUAUUCCUGCAAUCUCGUGGAAACGAGGUGUGCAGGAAGAUCUGGCUGGGCCUUUUUGAUGCUCGGACAUCUUUAAUACCAGAUUCCAGGGACCCUCAGAAGGUGAAGGAGUUUCUCCAGGAAAAGUAUGAGAAGAAGAGAUGGUACGUCCCUCCAGACCAAGUCAAGGGGCCCACUUAUACCAAAGGCAGUGCCUCCACCCCUGUCCAGGGCUCCGGCCCAGAAGGGAAACCCCCGCGGUCACUUCUGGGUGAUCCUGUGCCAUCUCUCUCAGCUGCUGCUUCCACCUCGAGCCAGUCUGUCAGCCAGCCUCAGGCCCGCACAGCUCAGGCCCGGAGCUCCCAGCUGCCGGCCCACUCUGCUGUCAAGAAAGCCACUACCGACCUGCUGGCCGACAUCGGGGGAGACCCCUUUGCUGCUCCCCAGGCUGCACCAGCCUUUGCUCCAUUCCCAGCCUUUGGAGGCCACACGCCUUCCCCUGGGGGCUUUGCCAACUUUGAUGCCUUUGGUGGUAGCCCCGGUGCCGCUGUGUUUGGAAGUGUCCCUCCUGCUGGCCAGGCCCCAUUCCCGGCCCAGCCCACACCGGCAGCCAGUCGGAUGCUAACUGGAAGUUUCAGCUUUGGGAGCAGCCAGGUGACUCCAUUUGGGACCACUCCCCUUGCACCUGCCAGUCAGCCAAAUAGCCUCACCGAGGUGGGCAGCCUCCUGGGCCCUGGAACAUCAGCUGGAGGUGUCCCUGGCAGCCUCUUCGGGAUGACUGGCCAGGUCCCCAUGGCCGGUGGUGGCAGCAGCCCAGGGCUGGCCUUUGGAGGCCUCACCAACCCAUUCGCCGCCCCUGCCGCCCAGCCCCGGCUGCCUUCCACCAACCCGUUCCAGCCUAAUGGCCUAGCCCCAGGGCCCGGCUUUGGGAUGAGCAGUGUGGGGCCUGGCUUCCCGCAGACUGUGCCACCUGCAGGGGCCUUUGCCAGCCCCUUCCCAGCCCCGCUGUUCCCCCCACAGAGCUCGCUGGCCCAGCAGGAGAAUGGCACUUCCUUUGGGGACUUGGGAUCAGCCAAGCUGGGGCAGAGGCCCCUGAGCCAGCCAGCUGGGAUCUCCACCAAUCCCUUCAUGACUGGAUCCUCACCAAGCCCAUUUGCCACCAAACCUCCAACCACCAACCCAUUCUUGUAGCACUGUGUCCUUGGGGGGGCCUCUCCCGCUCUCCAGGCCCCCCUGCUCCCUAGAGCUCUCAUGGCCACUUGCCUGUGGGCCUGUCUGUGGCUCUGAGACCAACAGGGGCCUGGUUUUGCAGGGCAGGGGUCUCGGGAUGGUGGGGGUACUAGUGCUUCCCUUGGGACUUACAGCCUCCCCCAGGCAGGAGGUCCAGGAAGAGUGAGGCAGAGCCAGCCUGGAAGAGUGAUGGCGGUAUACCUUUUUUUCACAUGAUUAAUUACGAUGACAACCUUUCUCGCCUGCGUGGCCUGUGGGUAGAAGAAGUUACGGGCACAGCCUGCCCAGCCUUCCCCCAUGCCCACCUUUCCAGCACUGUGCAGUAGGGUAAGGAAGAGGCAUGGUGCUGACGUGGGACGGUGACCGGGCAGCCCGGGGGGCCAAGAAGACCCGGGCAGCCGAGUGCCCCUGGUGCCUGGCUCAGCCAGCACCUGCUUUGCUCUGCCUCCAUUGUUUUACUUCCCCAGCACCCCCAUCCUGGCACUCAGGAUAAGUGGUUUCACCUGCUACUUACACAGCUCAGCUCCUGACAAGCACUUUAGUUAGCCACUGGUGUCAGGUUUGGAUACCAGUGUUUUAUAUUUAUACAUAGAGAGAAUUUUCUAAUAUAGCCUAUUAUAUAGCGAGAUAUACGCAUUCAUCUACAUGCACACACCCACAUACACACAGACCCCAGAUGUUCUCUCCCGGACAGCUCUUUACAUGGCGGGGGAGGGGAGGGUCUUGCCUCCACCAAGCUGGAGCUCGGGACGGGGGAAGGAAGGCAGCCGUGUGUCCCAGCCAUCCCCGAGCCUGGGCUUCUCCAGGGAGAGGCUCUGUGCCGUCGGCUGGGGUGUUGUGCUUUUCGUUUUCCCAUGUGCCUCUGCUGCUCUGAUUCUCGGCACCAAAGCUCGUGGCAGGCAAUGUUGGAAAAGAACCGCGUUUGAAAGAAAAAGAAAAUGGCUCUCGUGGUCUUG